Messenger RNA from Schistocerca piceifrons (Central American locust), 1200 nucleotides. RefSeq lists its product as uncharacterized. The record is from RefSeq and is a predicted model, not a curated record. Gene Ontology annotation, biological process: apoptotic DNA fragmentation. The coding region runs from base 1 to 1200 and encodes 399 amino acids. The transcript has a single exon. Gene Ontology annotation, molecular function: single-stranded DNA endonuclease activity; nucleic acid binding; RNA endonuclease activity. Gene Ontology annotation, cellular component: mitochondrial inner membrane; nucleus. Lineage: Eukaryota; Metazoa; Arthropoda; Insecta; Orthoptera; Acrididae.
AUGCCAUCGCCACAGCCGGUGCUCCUGUCGUCCGGAAACGCGCAAGACUUCUCCAGCUUCCUGCUCCCCAACGGUACGGGCAGCCUGACGGUCGGGCAGGGGCUGCAAGUCACCGUCGCCUGUCCCGGCUCCAGUUUCCUCCUGCUGGAUAACGCUGGCGACCACGUGACUGCCGAGUGCUUGACCGACACCAGGUUCUCCGUCAACUCCGUGGAGUACACCCUCAACGCACUGGCGUGUGCCGAGGCUAUCACGCCCACGGCGCGCUACACCAGCACCUCGUGCGGCGCCUUCGGACACUUCUCCAUCGUCGAAGUGGGUUUCGUUGUGGGCACCGAGUUCUACCGCCUGUACGACGUUUGCUUCUCCAACAAGACCUUGACCACUUUCUACACUCAUCACACCAUCCCCUCCACCAUCGCCGGGGCUCAGGUGACUGAUCUCUCGUCGGCCAACUGGACCGACAGCGGCUUCUACGGGGAUGUGGACAUCGAAGCUGCGUACUCGCAACAGAACUUGACCAUUGGCGACCUACUUAACACAACCGUUGACGACUACUUCGCCGAGGGUCGGCUGGAGAGAGGCGCCCUCGCCCCAGCGACAGACUUCAUGCUGGAAGCGCAUCAAGUGGCCACCUUCUUCGGCGUCAACUCGGCUCCGCGCUGGACGCAGCUGGACGAGGGCAACUGGGCGACGCUCGAGGACAGCCUGCGCAACGUAACGGCGACACAAAACAGGGACCUGGAGGUGUACACCGGUGCCUUAGGCGUUCUUACGCUCAACAACAGCGACGGCGUGCCUACGGCGCUCUACCUGUCGGGGGCUAGCGGUAGCAAGAAGACCCUCCCGGUGCCCAGGUACUUCUGGAAGAUGGCCUACGAUCCACAGAGCCGCCUGUGUGCUGUCUUUAUCACUGUCAACAACCCAUUUGCCAACCAACAGGAGCUCGAAACGCGCUACCGCCUGUGUACAGACAUAUGUGGUAAGGUCAACUGGCUGACGUGGGACCAGUCCAAUCAGACCGCAGGGCUGUCGUACUGCUGCUCCUACGACGAUUUCAGGCGAGUUGUUCCGGGAGUGCCGGAACUUGACGUGAAAGGCUACGCGGUAAUUUCUUCCGGAGCUUCUGCAUUAGCGAUGUCACUCACUGCAACAUUAAUUGCAACUGUGACCUUAGUGAGUAGUUUCGGUGGAGUCUGA